CACGUGACGGCGCUGAGGGGCCGGGGCCGUGAUGGCGACUUACGUGAGCGAGCUGGAGGCGGCCAAAAAGAGCCUCAGCGAGGCACUGGGCGAGAACGUGAAGCAGUACUGGGCCAACCUGAAGCUCUGGUUUAAGCAGAAGAUCAGUAAGGAGGAGUUUGACCUGGAAGCGCGCAGGCUUCUCACGCAGGACAAUGUCCACUCUCACAACGAUUUCCUCUUGGCUAUUCUCACUCGAUGCCAGAUCUUGGUUUCUGCCCCAGAAGGUGCUGGAUCUCUGCCAUGGCCAGGUGGCUCUGCUACUAAACCUGGAAAACCCAAAGGGAAGAAAAAGAUUUCUUCAGUUCGUCAAAAGUUUGAUCACCGGUUCCAGCCUCAGAACCCACUGUCAGGAGCCCAGCAGUUUGUGGCAAAGGAUCCUCAGGAGGAUGAUGAUUUGAAGCUGUGCUCUCACACCAUGAUGCUCCCAACACGUGGCCAGCUGGAAGGAAGGAUGAUUGUCACUGCCUAUGAGCAUGGGCUGGACAAUGUCACUGAGGAGGCAGUGACAGCUGUUGUUUAUGCUGUGGAGAACCACCUUAAGGACAUUCUGACCUCUGUGAUAUCCAGGAGAAAAGCCUAUCGUCUGAGGGAUGGCCAUUUCAAGUAUGCUUUUGGAAGCAAUGUCAACCCUCAGCCAUAUCUGAAGAACAGUGUUGUUGCUUACAACAACUUAAUCGAGUGCCCCCCGAGCAGCGCGACACCAUCGGCGGGUCAGAGCCUGGCCCCUCCACCUGCUCCUGAUGAUGCUGAGCAGCAGGCAGCCCUGCUCCUGGCCUGCUCUGGGGACACCCUGCCAGCAUCCCUGCCUCCAGUCAACAUGUACGACCUCUUUGAGGCACUGCAGGUGCACAAAGAAGUGAUCCCUGCACACACAGUCUAUGCUCUCAACAUUGAGAGGAUUGUCAUGAAACUCUGGCACCCAAACCACGAGGAGCUACAGCAGGACAAGAUCCAUCGGCAGCGCCUGGCAACGAAGGAGGGCCUUCUGCUCUGCUAGAGCUGGAGCUGGGCAGCCCUGCCAGCCCUCAGGUGCCUCCAGCCUGCUCCUGGGACUUGGCAUUCCAAGCCUGUGUCAGCAUCUCCAGGAUGAUGUGAUUUAUAAGUCAGCUUUUCCUAUGGAAAUGGGACUGAGUUGUGGGACACUUCCUCUGCUUUCCCAGAGUCAUGUGCCAUGUGGAGCAUUCACAGCAACACCACUGAAUUGGAAAAGAGAAACGAGACACUUUUUCAAGGACUGUUUUCUAGGAAAAAUAAAUGUGAAAGUGGAAAGAGUUGGUUUUAAAGAAGGUAUGCUUUUGUCAUCUUUUGUGAGCAUAGAGAAUUUGCCUCCUUGCCUUCCCCUCUCAAGUAGUUUCCUUCCUGAGCUCAGACUCCCGAGGCCUUGUCCAGCUUCUUUUUCAGCUUGUGGGAUCCUUUUCAUUAAUUGGUUAUGGGGUGGGCUCUUGUGAAGAUGAGCAAUUCUCUAAGCUGACGUUGUUCCUCUUCUACCAGGGGAACUUCUGAUUAGAAACUGUGAAAAAACAAGGCAAAAAGGGAAUUGUCUUGGUGGUGGAGACUUCUUGGAUUUGCAGCAUGAGCAAAUCUCUCUUAUCACUUCCUUGUAAAAAUAUGCAGCCUUGUGUUACUUCAUUAUGAAAUUAUGCAGCCACACCUCUCCACAUGGGAGAUGUGCAGAUCACUGUGUAAAAGAAGAAAUUCCACCUUCUGGGUUUCAGGUGCUCUGCUGUAUCCCUGAGUCAGCUGUGGGAAUUACCUUAUUAUAGGAAGAAAAUUCCAUUGAAGUGUCUUUAAUUACUACAUGGACUGGGUUUGACCUCAAACGUGGAGGUACCUGCUGAAGUGUGACUCAUUUACUGUGCCUCCAGAUAAAUGGAAUUGAAACAGCUUCUUCUGGGUGAAUGUGAAAGGGGAAGCUCAUGGUUCUACAUCAUUCUGGUUUUCCUUUCUGGAAUGUAUUUAUGUAUUUGGAUGGGAAAUCUGU
Messenger RNA from Cinclus cinclus, 2023 nucleotides. It is a transcript of the gene TADA1, whose product is annotated as transcriptional adaptor 1. Bases 32 to 1039 code for a protein of 335 amino acids. The record is from RefSeq and is a predicted model, not a curated record. Gene Ontology annotation, biological process: regulation of transcription by RNA polymerase II. The transcript has 8 exons. Gene Ontology annotation, cellular component: SAGA complex. NCBI's taxonomy places the organism in Eukaryota, Metazoa, Chordata, Aves, Passeriformes, Cinclidae. Gene Ontology annotation, molecular function: transcription coactivator activity.